Messenger RNA from Colias croceus (clouded yellow), 2912 nucleotides. It is a transcript of the gene cert, whose product is annotated as ceramide transfer protein. Lineage: Eukaryota; Metazoa; Arthropoda; Insecta; Lepidoptera; Pieridae. Bases 149 to 2260 code for a protein of 703 amino acids. Gene Ontology annotation, molecular function: phosphatidylinositol-4-phosphate binding. Gene Ontology annotation, cellular component: Golgi apparatus. The record is from RefSeq and is a predicted model, not a curated record. Gene Ontology annotation, biological process: ER to Golgi ceramide transport. The transcript has 13 exons.
UUGUCGUUUCUCGGUUAGAAACUCAAUGUCGUCUAUGAUCUGUCACCAAACGAAAACAGUUUUGUUGGAAUAACGAAAACAUAAAUAAUAAUAAUUUACUUUUAUUUUGUUUUGUUUAAAUAAUUUACAAAUCCUUUAAAAUUUAAACAUGACUGAUGAAAAUAUAACAGUGAGUGACAAUUCAGAUUUGGAGGACAUUAGCCCACCCGAGCUUCGUGGUUAUUUGAGUAAAUGGACGAAUUAUAUACAUGGUUGGCAAGAUAGAUUUAUCGUGUUAAAAGAUUCAACACUGUCGUAUUAUAAAAGCGAAUUAGAGAGUAAUUUGGGAUGCCGCGGUGCACUUUGUUUGAAAAAAGCUAAAGUCAAGCCACAUGAAUUUGAUGACUGCAGAUUUGAUGUAUCAGUCAGUGACUGUGUUUGGUACUUAAGGGCUUCUAAUCCUGAGGAAAAACAACAGUGGAUUGAUGUUUUGGAGUCUUUUAAAGUGGAGUCAGGGUACGGUACAAGCUCAGACAGCAGUUCCAAUGGAGGUGGUCUCAGAAGACAUGGAUCUAUCACGUCUCUUCAGUCAACAGGAUCACACGGACGCAUAUCCCGUCGCUUGGCCGAAAAGAUUGCUGAGUUGGAGACUUUCAAUGAUUUGCUAUCAAAGCAGGCGAUACAACUGCAGCAAUACUUUGACAUGUGCGUCAAUACUUACCCGCAUAUAAAUGAUGAAUCUGACGCUAUUGAUGCUGUGAAAUUGGCUGACAGCGCGGACCACAAGAAGCGUCUUAGCGACGUGCGUGCAACGAGCGCGUCGUUCCGCGCCACGUGCGGCGCGACCGUAGCGACCGUGCAGCACUGCGUCGAGCUGCUGCGGCGCCGCGACCGCCAGGCGUGCAAGGCGGAGGAGCUGUACAUGGCAUUGAAGAAUCAGUUGACAGAAGUUCGAUUGGCUUCGAAACCGGGUCCGGAUCACGAGGAGGGCCCGCACUCCACCCUCCCGGACGACGAGUUCUACGAUGCGGUGGAGACCGGCUUCGACAAAAUGGAGGAGGAGCGGUGCGCGCGCGUGUCGUCGCCGGCCGAGCUCACGCGCGACGAGGUGGAGCUGCCCCCGCCGGCCAUCGACAACCGGCUCACCGUGCACCCGCUGUGGCCCGAGAUCGACAGGAUAUCAACUGAACAGAUCCAGGCCGCGUUUGAAGGCGUCGGUGGUGAGAUCGGAUGGCAGUUGUUCGCUGAAGAAGGCGAUAUGAGGAUGUACCGUCGUGAAAUGGAGGUAGACGGCAUGGUGAUGGACCCGCUGAAGGCGAUGCACAAGGUGCGGGGCGUGUCCGCGCGCGAGAUGUGCCACUACUUCUUCAACCCUAGAUACCGAUAUGAGUGGGAGACGACGCUCGAGACGAUGAACAUAGUGGAGGCGGUGUCGUCGGACACGCUGGUGUUCCACCAGACGUUCAAGCGCAUCUGGCCGGCGUCGCAGCGGGACGCGCUGUUCUGGUCGCACGUGCGCGCCGCGCCGCGCAACACGUACGCGGUCACCAACCACUCCACCGCGCACCGCGACUAUCCGGUGCGAGCAGCUCUACACGCUACACUCUACACUCUACACACGACGCUGUACACGUCGCAGCGGGACGCGCUGUUCUGGUCGCACGUGCGCGCCGCGCCGCGCAACACGUACGCGGUCACCAACCACUCCACCGCGCACCGCGACUAUCCGGUGCGAGCAGCUCUACACGCUACACUCUACACUCUACACACGACGCUGUACACGUCGCAGCGGGACGCGCUGUUCUGGUCGCACGUGCGCGCCGCGCCGCGCAACACGUACGCGGUCACCAACCACUCCACCGCGCACCGCGACUAUCCGGUGCGAGCAGCUCUACACGCUACACUCUACACUCUACACACGACGCUGUACACGUCGCAGCGGGACGCGCUGUUCUGGUCGCACGUGCGCGCCGCGCCGCGCAACACGUACGCGGUCACCAACCACUCCACCGCGCACCGCGACUAUCCGGCUAACACAGGCGCGUGUAUCCGUCUGUUCGUGACGGUGUGUCUCGCGUGCCGCUCCACGUUCCCGGAGAACGAGCCGCCCACACGGGACAAUAUCACCACGAGCAUCGCUUAUUGUAGUACAGUGAACCCCGGCGGUUGGGCGCCAGCCGGAGUACUCAGAGCGGUGUACAAACGUGAAUAUCCCAAAUUCCUCAAACGUUUCACCAACUACGUAGUCGAGCAGUGCCGGGACAAACCGCUAGCUAUCUAGCCUACUAAUUAAUACCUAGAUAUGGUGAAAACCGAAGGAAACAUUCGUGUGCAAGGAAAUCAUCAAUUUUGAAGUUAUUUGAGAUAUUUUUUUCAAAAUAAUUCAAGAUUUUUGAUGUUAUGGGUCACAAACAUACGAAUAUAGUAUGGCAAAAACAUCAAUGCCGUUUGAAAAUUGUAAUCGUAAUGACAACUUCCAGUGUGUAUUCUUUGUGAGCGAGAUACGAUAGGUACAAAUACAUAUUAUAUAACUGUUGUAUGCAUUGUUUUUAAUAUUCCAUCAAAUAUAUAGAUAAAUGAAAUUAAAUUAAAAAUGUUAUUCGACACAAAGGUAGGUGUAAUUUUUGGUUUCCAAUUGAAUUUGUUUGAUGGAAUAUUAAACGCAAUUUAUUCCUGUAUAUUUUUAAAAUACAUUUUACAAACUUAGUAAAUCUGUAUAUAAUAUAAAAAUGUUCUUAUGGAUCUGUAAAAUUGUCUUGUAAAGUAAAUAAAUAGUACCCAUGCGUCUGUAAGUAUAAAAUAUAUAAUAUAUAUGAUAUACAUAGGGUCUUGUUAUGUCUAUGUACAGAUUUCUCUAUAUCCAUAAUAUAUUACAUUGUAUAAACCAAUUGUAUGUAGUUAAUAAAUUAUUAUAUUGUAGUUUGUUGUCAUAU